ACAUCAAAGAGGUUGGGGCCAAUCGCCUAGCAACCGUCCGGGGAGGGAGGCUCUCCCUGCAAAACCACGCCUCUUUCCCCCUUCCAUUUGCUUCAAUGGAGAAGGUGCUGCGGAAGCUGAAGCCACGGGAGAAACCGCAGGCGGCGACCUGGUAUUCCCUUGCCUUAUGUGGGAAGAGUCCCUGUGCUCGUGUGGGCCAAAACUCUUUAUAUCUGCCUCCUUUGGACCCGGGCAGUAAAAAUGGGAAAGUGGUUAUCAUCGCCGGAGCAAAUCCGAGUGGAAGUUUCACUGACUCCUAUUUUAUUGAUCUUGAUGCUAAUUGCUGGACAACGCCUGGUUGGGUAGGUCUGUUGCCACGAUACGAACAUGCUGCUUUUGUGCCUGCCAGCCAGCCCAACACACUCUGGGUAUACGGAGGGGCCAGUGAAACUGGCAACAGAGACUGCGUACAAGUUUUGGAUCUAGAAACUGGGUUGUGGCGGAAAACCAACGUGGCCGGCAAUCCACCGAGCCCUCGGACGUAUCAUACCUCCACGGCUGCAAUUGGGGACCGGUUAUAUGUAUUUGGAGGAGGCGAUAAAGGGGUAGAUCCUGUCCAAGACCAGCAACUUUACAUAUUCAACUCAGCCACCUUGAUGUGGUCACAGCCAGAGGUGCGUGGUCAGCCUCCUGCUCCUCGGCACGGCCAUGUGGUGGUAGCGGUUGAGAACCGACUGUUUGUACAUGGCGGCUUGGCUGGUGACACGUUUUAUGACGACCUGUUCUCCAUUGACAUACGGGACCUAAAAUGGGAGAAAUUGUCCAGCUCAGGAUCCGUUCCCGGAGGCCGAGCGGCCCACUCAGCCGUUGCUUUCCAAGAGCACGUCUACAUUUUUGGAGGGAUGGACCCAACGGGGGAACUCAAUACGAUGUACAAGUAUCACACAGAAAAAAGUCAUUGGACGCAGCUGGAGUUCACCAUUCCGCUACCUUCUGGCCGGCUGGACCACUCAAUGUGUGUUAUUCCUUGGGGAACCUCUGGAGAAGAGCUCCACAAUCACAAAGAAACACCAGAAGCUGCACAAGGGGAGGGUCCCAGGGAAAGCCAGCAAGAGGACCGGCUGGUUCAUCUCUGCUUGGUGUUUGGGGGCAUGAACAUUAAAGGGGAUAUCUAUAAUGACUGUAUCGUAAGCGUGCUAGAAGAAUAAAGUUAGGCCAUGCAAGUA
Molecule: messenger RNA, 1205 nt
Organism: Crotalus tigris (Tiger rattlesnake)
Lineage: Eukaryota; Metazoa; Chordata; Lepidosauria; Squamata; Viperidae
Gene: RABEPK
Product: Rab9 effector protein with kelch motifs
Exons: 7
Coding region: 96-1187 (363 amino acids)
Molecular function (GO): protein binding
Source: RefSeq, a predicted model, not a curated record